Molecule: messenger RNA, 657 nt
Organism: Cladophialophora psammophila CBS 110553
Lineage: Eukaryota; Fungi; Ascomycota; Eurotiomycetes; Chaetothyriales; Herpotrichiellaceae
Exons: 2
Coding region: 1-657 (218 amino acids)
Biological process (GO): chromosome segregation
Cellular component (GO): MIS12/MIND type complex
Source: RefSeq, a predicted model, not a curated record
AUGGCCCCGCGAGCCUCCGCCUCACCCUCGCCUGCACCAGAAGCACCUGUCGCGUCUACACCAGGUCCUCGCGCCGCAGCUCUGCAAAAGGUCUUUGCUGGCGCUCUGUCGUCGUCUCUCAAGGCAAACUCGUACGCGAACUUCAGUUCGUGUUUCGCAACGCCCGCGAAAUACUGUCCGACUGCGCUCGAAGGAGUCUGGAGACAACUGAACACGCGGUUGGAGGAAGAAUGCAUGCGCGAUUUCGAGAAGAUCCUGGAAGAAAGACAGGUCAUCUCGGGCCUGAAUCAAUGGGACAGCAUGAUUGACGAGGCCAGAAGGAGAAAGAACCGCGCCGUGGAAGGCGAAAUGCCGGAGAGACCAUUGCACACUUUAUCCGCAAACGAAUUGUACACGGCUCACUUCACGCCCUAUCUGCAAGAAGCAACCGACGACUUGAAUGCGAAAUUACAGAAGGCGCAGCAAGAAAAUGCGGCAAUGGGGGAUACAAUCCAGGGGCAACGUGGUGAAAUUGAGCGGCUGCUAGCCGGCCUCGAAUGCGCCGUCAAGGAUAUUGAAGGAAGCGUUGAGGCAAUGCGCACAGACGAACCGAGUGGCUUCCAUGGGUUGAGAGACGAGGUGUGGCAAAUGGAACAAGAGGUCGCUGCAACAAGAUAG